AUGGCGAAGAUCAGCAAGAGAUCAAAGUCAAACCGAGGAUGGUGGUGGGAUCAUUUUGUGGAGCACCCAGGUUAUGCUGUCAAAGACCCAGCUUCGAUGGUCAGCAGAAAGGCAAAGGUGGUGUGUGCAAGGCUCUAUGAGCAACGCGUUGCACAUGAGCAGGCAAUAGACGAGCAGCAGGUUCAUGCAGGCCAGCGAGAUGCACCGAGGGAUGAAGUGGUGAUCGCAGGCACUUUUUGGGCCAGUGGCCAGAAUGAUCCCCAACGCACCUGGUUAAUCAGUCGGCCGACGACACUAUUAUGUCACUUGCGUGAUUGCACAUUGCACUCUGAGGAUAUCCGUUCGCAAGCAUGGCUUGAAUACCACCAAUCAUAUUCACUGCGAAAAGGUGCCACUCGGGUCCUAACUCCAGCACAUCUCAGUGCUAUACCUCCAAUCAUUCUUGCCACCAGCCCACCAGAUCUCAAUAUAUCAUCGACUAUACAGUCUGCACGUCCGAGUUUUCCCGCAUUGCUAAUUCCUGAGGCUGACACAGCCUUGAGUUCUUCCAGUAGCCUUUACCGCGACUCUCUGUUGGUCAGUCCAAGUCCUGCCCUCUUGGAAAUCUCAUUACCAUCCCAUCCAAAGCGCCAACAUCUAAUCCAAUCCGGUCAAUACCACUCUGCUUCUGGCUCACUUCCGCCUCUCUCCCCCAUAGCACUGGGCAACCAACUUAAUGGCUUUGGCGACCAAGCUUGGACGACUUCAGAUCAAGCUGAUUGGGAAAUCAGGCUUGCAAGACUCACCACAAGUGCUGGUUUACCGCUGCGGUGGGUUGAGAACCACAAAUGGAAAGUAUUAUGCGACCAUUUUCUCCCAAGAGCGAAAAUUCCCUCUGCAAAAGUCUUGACGCAACGUGUCCUACCCCAUGCCCUUAAUAUACUCAAAGGUACCGCUAAAGAAGAAUGUCAAGGCGCUGACGCAACAUUGCAAUGCGACAGUUGGACUGGUGAAAAUCACCAUCACCUCCUGGGGUUUAUGAUGACUGCUCACCGAAAGCUGCACAUGAUUAAAGUUCACGAUGCUUCGAUGGACCCUCACACUGCUGAAGAACUUCUCAAGCAAAUGUUAGAUGCAAUCAGCAGGAUCGAGUCCGAGUGGGGGGCAACUCGGUGUCUGCUUCAAGAGCAGCUACCCCACAUUGUUGUUCCUAAUUGCUUGGCUCAUCAGUGGAAUCUCAUCGUCAGUGACCUUUUCAAGGUCAAAGACGACUACGGGAUCUAUGGAGACAUGGCGCAAGAACUAAUUACGUGGCUAUGCAGCAAGACAUGUGUGCUCACCAGUCUCCACGAAAUACAGAUGGCGACAAUCGGAAAGAUGCUCACAGUUCUCAGGGCAGUGCUGACGCAUUGGAUGUCUCAUUAUCUUGCCUAUCGCCGCCUCCUUGAGCUUCGUCCUGCACUUGAAUUGCUUGUAACGAAGCACGAAGCUCAUUUGAUAUCAGGUGGAGAUGCACGCUCACGCAGAAAGACUCAAACAGCCAUUGCGACAAUCAAAAACGCAACAUUUUGGCAUGCAUUGGCACGAUGGAAAACAUUGCUGGAGCCGAUUUCCCUCAUGAUGAAUGUUCAUCAGGCAAGACCCGAAAAUGUUGCAAUAUCAUUUGGUUUUCUGCACUUUUGCUACUCCAAGAUCGACAACAGCACUGAUCUGGCAGCUCGUACAGCUGUUCUUGCAAGUGUCGAGCGCCGCUGGGAACAGUGCGACCAGGAAGUCUUUAUUGCUGCCAUCAUUGUGAAUCCUUUCUAUAAGGUUUCUCCAUUCCGGAAUGUACCCCUCACAAUGCAUGCGGGGCUUGCGACACUUUUUGCACAUCUUUGGCGCCGUUUUUACAACACUAAUGAUAUACCACUCAAUCUUUAUAUGGACUUGGACGACUAUUUGAAUAGCUCCCAUGACUUCGCAUACAUGGACAACUACAAGCUUUCACUGUUAUAUCACGCAGAAAAGGAGGGUGUUUCGGUCGAUCCAAUUGAUAUAUGGACAGGACUGUCACAUCCUGGUUCAGCACGUCGACCACUUCAUACUAUCACUCAACGUCUUCUCUCGAUUUGCCCGAAUUCCACCUCUUGCGAACACCCAUUUAGCAUGUUUGGCGCGAUUCUCACAAAAUGGCGCAAUCGGCUCUCAACUGAGAUGCUCACCCUUCUGGCAGAACUCAAGAUGUAUGUUCAUGAGGAGCAUGUACGCAAUGACGUGGUCAAGAAGCAGCUUCAGUGCCGGUACUGUGACACCGAGGACACUGACAAAGCAGAGCCUACUCAAGUAGUUCAUGCAGUUGGUGAUGAUCUAUCAGGAGAAAGCAGCGAACGGGAGCCACGCAGCCUUGCUUUCGAGAGGCGAGGGAUAAGCGAUGUUGCUGCAGACCUUAUCCGAGCUGUUCAGGAGGAGGAGGAGAUUUCCGCCACAGAAUCAAUGCACUCAGUCCCUGUCGGUGCUGUCGGUGGUUCAUUCUCCCACAUUGCUAUCAAUGACUUACUUGACUAUUCUCGUGCAGAGGAAUGGCUGGGAUCUUUUUAUAAAGUCGCCAUUUGA
Molecule: messenger RNA, 2574 nt
Organism: Suillus paluster
Lineage: Eukaryota; Fungi; Basidiomycota; Agaricomycetes; Boletales; Suillaceae
Product: ribonuclease H-like domain-containing protein
Exons: 7
Coding region: 1-2574 (857 amino acids)
Source: RefSeq, a predicted model, not a curated record